AUGAGAUACUCCAUCGCGGCCGCGGUCGCGCUGUUUGCUGCUGCAAACGCAGACACCGCCGCUCGCCCUCCUCCUGCGCCCGCGUGCCGCAAUCUUCCCGGCGAUGCUGGAUGGCCAUCCGCAGCCUCAUGGGCGUCGCUGAACAAGACGCUCGGCGGCCGCCUCAUCGCCACGGUCCCUCUGGGCACGCCAUGCCACGACCCCAAGUACAACCAGAACGUUUGUGCCAAUUUGCAGGCCAACUGGGAGCUGCCGCAGACACACUACGUGACCUCGUCGUCCAUCAUGCAACCCUUCUUCGCCAACCAGAGCUGCGAUGCCUUCACGCCCGAGUCCCGGCCCUGUCUCCUGGGCAACUACGUCAGCUAUGCCGUCAACGUCUCGUGCACCGCCGACGUGUCUGCCGCGCUGGCCUUUGCUACCAGGAACAACAUCCGCGUGGUUGUCCGCAACACCGGCCAUGACUUCUUUGGCCGUUCUACCGGUGCUGGCGCGCUGGGCAUCUGGACUCACAACCUGAAGAGCGUCAGCGUCCAGAACUACUCGAGCAAGAACUACACCGGCCCCGCGAUCAAGGUCGGUGCCGGAAUCCAAGGCUUUGAGAUCCUCGAGGCUGCCCACGCUGCGGGCUAUGUUGCCGUCACCGGCGAGUGCCCGACCGUUGGCGUCGCCGGAGGCUUCACCCAGGGUGGCGGCCACUCUGCUCUCAGCACCCAGUUUGGCCUCGGCGCCGAUCAGACGCUCGAGUUCGAGGUUGUCACCGCUGCCGGCACCGUCGUGACUGCUUCUGCCUCGCAGAACAGCGACCUGUACUGGGCUCUGAGCGGAGGCGGCCCCGGCUUUGGCGUCGUUACCUCCAUGACGGUCAAGGUCCAUCCCGAGACCACCAUCGGUGGUGCUCAGAUCGACAUUCUUGCCGCCACCACCACCCCGGACCUCUUCAACCAGGUCAUUUCCGAGUUCUACGCCAUGAUUCCCACCAUGAUCGACCAGGGCGCCAUGGUGGUGUACCUGAUGAACAACCAGAUCCUCGAGGUCAAGCCGAUCACCGUCUGGAACUCCACCGCCGACUACGUCGAGAACACCGUCCUCGCCCCCUUCACCGCACUGCUCUCCCAGCUGGGCGUUCCCGCCACCAUCAAGUACACCGAGCUCUCGUACUUUGACCACUACGCAACCUACAUGGGCCCUCUCCCCUACGGCAGCCUCGACGUCGGCGACUUCAACUACGGCAGCAGGCUGAUCCCCCGCAGCGUCCUCGUCAACAACAACGACGGUCUGCAGGCCGUCAUCCAGAACCUCACCGCCCAGGGCGUCGUCAUGGCCGGCAGCUCCGCAAACUACGCCCGCCCCGCCGGCGUCAACAACGCCGUCCUGCCGGCAUGGCGAAACACCACGAUCCACCUGCAGAUCGGCACGCCCUGGAACAACACGGCCCCCUUCUCGCAGAUGAUUGCGGACCAGAACACCAUUACCCACGAGUACAUGCCCCAGCUUGAGGCCGUGACUCCCGGCAGCGGCAUCUACAUGAACGAGGGCGAUUUCCAGCAGCCCAACUUCCAGCAGGAGUUCUUCGGCUCCAACUACAACACGCUUCUUGCAAUCAAGAAGAAGUACGAUCCCAAUGCGCUCUUCUGGGGUAACCGCCUGGUGGGCAGUGAGGCCUGGACUGUUGCUAGCAACGGAAGGAUGUGCCGUGCCUCAUAA
Molecule: messenger RNA, 1707 nt
Organism: Trichoderma atroviride IMI 206040
Lineage: Eukaryota; Fungi; Ascomycota; Sordariomycetes; Hypocreales; Hypocreaceae
Molecular function (GO): FAD binding; oxidoreductase activity
Source: RefSeq, a predicted model, not a curated record